AUGAGAUUGGAUAUCAAGAGACAACUCUUUGCUCGCUCGGAGCGAGUAAAGGGCAUUGACUUUCACCCUACAGAGCCAUGGAUCCUGACAACAUUAUACAGCGGUCACGUAUACAUAUGGUCUUAUGAGACUCAGUCCAUCAUCAAAACCUUCGAACUUACCGAUGUCCCCGUCCGCGCUGGGCGAUUUAUCGCUCGAAAGAAUUGGAUAGUCUGUGGCUCAGAUGAUUUCCAGCUUCGUAUUUACAACUACAACACCUCCGAGAAGAUCGCUUCAUUUGAAGCGCACCCAGAUUACAUCCGCUCCAUCGUCGUCCACCCAACCCAGCCGUUCGUGCUUACCGCUUCCGAUGACAUGACAAUUAAGCUUUGGGACUGGGAGAAGGGGUGGAAGUGUGUCCAAGUAUAUGAAGGCCAUAGCCAUUAUGUGAUGGGUCUAUCUAUCAACCCAAAGGACACGAACACAUUCGCCUCGGCGUGUUUGGAUCGGACCGUUAAGAUUUGGAGCUUAGGCUCACCGCACGCCAAUUUUACGUUGGAGGCCCACGAAACAAAGGGUGUCAACCACGUCGACUACUACCCCCAGGCGGAUAAGCCUUACCUCCUCACUACUUCCGAUGAUAAGACUGUGAAGGUCUGGGAUUACACCACGAAGGCGCUCAUUGCAACUCUGGAAGGACACACAAGCAACGUUUCUUUCGCCUGCUACCACCCAGAACUGCCAGUUAUCAUCUCUGGUUCUGAAGAUGGAACAAUCAAGAUUUGGCACGCCAACACAUAUAGACUGGAGCAGUCUCUAAGUUAUGGUCUAGAAAGAGCGUGGUGUGUUUCAUACCAACGGGGUAGACAGGGCGUUGCGCUGGGUUUCGAUGAUGGAGCUGUUGUAGUGAAGAUGGGCCGAGAGGAGCCAGCUGUUUCAAUGGAUGGGUCAGGAAAGAUCGUUUGGGCGCGACACAGUGAAGUUGUGUCCACGGUCAUCAAGGGUGGUGACGCUAGUGUCAAAGACGGAUCGCCAAUUUCUCUUCCGACCAAGGAACUGGGCUCAUGCGAAGUUUACCCCCAAACGCUGUCCCAUUCACCUAAUGGGCGUUUUGUCUCCGUCUGUGGAGAUGGCGAAUACAUUAUCUAUACCGCCCUUGCCUGGAGAAACAAGGCGUUUGGCCAAGCUCUGGACUUUGCUUGGGGCUCAAAAGACAACAGUAACGACUACGCCAUCCGGGAGUCGCCUACCAGUGUCAAAAUAUUCAAAAACUUCAAGGAGGUCAGUGGUGGCCUGGAUGUAGGCUUCCAGGCCGAAGGCCUUACAGGGGGUGUCCUACUUGGUGUUAGAGGACAGGGAGGAAUUGGUAUGUUCGAUUGGGAAACUGGAAACCUUGUUCGACGUAUCGAGGUUGAGCCGAGAGCUGUCUACUGGUCCGAGUCUGGAGAGCUGGUUACCCUUGCUUGCGAGGACUCAUUCUAUGUUCUGCGAUUCUCUCGGGAGAACUAUGUCAAUGGGUUGAAUGAAGGCGAAGCUGAUGAGGACGGCGUUGAGUCCGCGUUCGAAGUCGUUACCGACGUUAAUGAGUCUGUCAGGACAGGUCAAUGGGUCGGGGACUGCUUCAUCUACACGAAUUCUACGAACCGCUUGAACUACCUCGUCGGCGACCAAACAUAUACGGUUUCGCACUUUGACCAGCCCAUGUACGUCCUUGGUUAUCUGCCUCGCGAUGGCCGAGUUUAUGUUGCCGAUAAGGAUGUCAACGCUGUCUCGUUUGCCCUGUCUCUUAGCAUGGUUGAAUAUCAAACCGUUGUGCUGCGUGGAGACAUGGAUCUCGCGGCGGAGCUGCUUCAGGAUAUUCCCAAGGACCAGAUGAACAAGGUUGCACGGUUCCUUGAAGGCCAGGGAUAUAAAGAAUUGGCUCUGGAAGUUGCAACCGACCAGGAACACCGCUUUGAGCUCGCCCUUGCUCUCAACAACCUCGACAUUGCCCUUGAUAUUGCCCGUGAAGCGAAUGCGGAACACAAGUGGAAGAUCGUUGGUGAUGCAGCCUUGUCAGGAUGGAAUCUUUCUCUCGCGCAAGAAUGUUUCGUUAAUGCCAAGGAUGUUGGUUCCCUCCUACUUUUGCACACUGCUAGCGGCAACCAAGAGGGUCUACGAGCGCUCGCCGCGCAAGCUUCGGAAGCCGGUCUCCACAAUGUUGCGUUCUCCACCCUUUGGUCCCUCGGAGAUCUUGAUGGCUGUAUCGACCUGCUUGUCCGCACUAACCGCAUCGCUGAAUCCGUACUCUUUUCUCAGACUUACAAGCCUUCUCGAGCACCCGAACUUGUGGUCAAGUGGAAGGAGUCAUUGGAGCAAUCUGGCAAGGCAAAGAUCUCCCGACUUAUUGGUGUCCCGCCAGGUGCACCGGAUGUUAUAGCCGAUGAUGACUUGUUCCCCGAAUGGGACGAGUAUCUCCGUCUAGAGAAGGAAGGUGUUGUUACCGAGCCAGCAUCAUCGGGCUCCCUGAUCGAUGUUGAUGAAGGAGAAGCUGAACCUGAGACGAACGCUUCGCAGGAGGUAGAGGCAGAGGCAUGA
Messenger RNA from Aspergillus puulaauensis, 2556 nucleotides. RefSeq names its product coatomer subunit beta'. The record is from RefSeq and is a predicted model, not a curated record. Bases 1 to 2556 code for a protein of 851 amino acids. The transcript is spliced from 6 exons. Lineage: Eukaryota; Fungi; Ascomycota; Eurotiomycetes; Eurotiales; Aspergillaceae. Gene Ontology annotation, biological process: retrograde vesicle-mediated transport, Golgi to endoplasmic reticulum; intracellular protein transport; endoplasmic reticulum to Golgi vesicle-mediated transport. Gene Ontology annotation, cellular component: COPI vesicle coat. Gene Ontology annotation, molecular function: protein binding; structural molecule activity.